Molecule: messenger RNA, 1369 nt
Organism: Linum trigynum
Lineage: Eukaryota; Viridiplantae; Streptophyta; Magnoliopsida; Malpighiales; Linaceae
Source: the annotation of a GenBank genome assembly
GUCCGGGACCAAAUAGGCAGCCCUAAUAUUAUGGUUUCUUUCUUGGUCUUUUAAUGAAGAUAGCGAAUGUUUUUAAUGUUUUUCGCAUAAAUUACAUACCCAAUAGGUCGACCUGCCCCGACCCGCGCCCCGUGAUAAAUUACCCAACCUGUAUCCGAUCUGCCAUAGGACGAGUAUGGGUAUUGAGAUACCCUCCCCAGACCUGCCACGUUGCCAUUCCUAAACGCAAACGAUUAGCCAUUGCUCAAGCCUCAAGUCAUCUUGGUUUAUCUACGUAUGUUUUGUUCUGAAUCGACGAAAGCACGAAGCAGGCCCGAAAAUGGCGACAUUUCCCCUGAACGGUUCCUCUGUCUCUGCUUCCAAUACUGCCUUGUCUCUCAAUCUAAAACCCUCCUCGCACCAGAAACCUUCAGUACUGGUUCCGACUACCAUCAUUCCAUCUCGCCGCCGGCGGUCGCUUCUUCCAGCACUUGGCUUAAACAACGACUUGGGCAACAAAUUCCGACGAGACAGAGUCUCACACAUCACAUCAGCAACAAUGGCUGCCGGUGUUGGAGAGAUUCUGCCACCGCCUCUUACAUCUGCUUCGAACCUUCCUGCAAUCUUUGACGGCACAAGUAGGUUGUAUUUGUCGUAUACAUGCCCAUAUGCGCAGCGUGUGUGGAUUACUCGAAACUGUAAGGGGUUGCAGGAAGAGAUCAAGUUAGUUCCUCUUGAUCUCAAAGACAGGCCUUCUUGGUACAAGGAGAAAGUCUACCCUCCUAACAAGGUUCCUGCAUUGGAACACAACAAUGAAGUGAUAGGAGAGUCGCUCGAUUUGAUGAAAUACAUCGACGCUCAAUUUCAUGGACCUCAACUGCUCCCUCAAGAUCCUGCGAGAAGGGAAUUUGCAGAAGAGCUGUUCUCCAAUGCCGGGUCAUUUCAUAAGGCUGUGAGCUCCACACUUAAAGGAGAAGGAGCUGAAGCAGUCACAGAAGCCGCUUUUGAUGACAUAGAAGCAGCUCUUUCCAAGUUUGAUGAUGGACCGUUCUUCCUUUGCCAGUUCAGUCUGGCAGAUAUAGCUUAUGCACCAUUCAUGGAAAGAUAUCAGCCAGUUUUGCUAGACAUGAGAAACUAUGAUAUCACUGCCAAAAGGCCUAAACUUGCUACUUGGAUACAGGAGAUGAGCAAAAUUGAGGGCUACAACCAAACUCGGCGCAAUCCAAAGGAGCAUGUCGAGAACUACAAGAAACGCUUUGCAGGAAAGGUCCAAGUCUAAUUGAGGAAUGACAACAGUAGCUAGACUGUUAAUUUCAGUUGGCAAUGAUAAUGUUACCAACAGGCAGACAUCAACAUAAGCAAAUACAACGGAUAAAAAAAUAUCGAUCCG